AUGGUGUAUGAUUCGUUAACUGAGGCACCUCGUAACCUCAAGGAGGGCAUUGACUGGUUAAUGGCCCUGAGGGGGAAGGAUGGUGAAAAGAACUUGGCGGCCAUGGGCGCAGCGGUCUACAAAUUCCUUGCAGACAAACCUGUUGGCUUCAUGGAGGUCCCAGCUCUCGAUGAACUAAAAAGCAUUUCUAAGAAAUUCAUGGAGAAAAAGGAGCUUAGGGACCUGCCAUUCGUAAGAAAGCUGCUGGGAAAAUUCGCGUGGAAAGUGAGUAAAAGAGUCAGCUCGUUCCAUAAAAAGUUUGGUUCUAUAGCCGAGAGCGAUUGGGAGAACGUCAUAGAAACCAGAGGUGUCAAGCCGGAAGACAUCGCAGCGGACUUAGCCAAAGCUGUGUAUGGCUGUGCGAGGUUCUUGGCUCAUAUCAAAAACCCUGACAAGUAUGAGUCUGCUUACAGUUCGAACGCGACGUGGGAUGCAUCAUGUGCGAAGGACCCAGAAGCCUGCGCAGUGGUCCUCGUUGGGGUGGCGCCCAUGUUAUACACUGGCCUACGGUCCUUGAAGGAUACGAGCUUAGAUAUUGUGAACCGUCACCGGCCAAGUAAAUGUGCAGAGUUUCGAUUGGGAUGUUUAAUUAAAGCCGUAGGUUACGAAGAGCCAGGGUGCCGCACUAGCGUGAGUGGUUCAGUUAUCUUCAAGGCGUUCGGAGCUAUUAAUAGACGUAUCCUUACCAUAUUCUACGAUCUCGCUGGGUUUUGGGCUUUCUAUGGGUUUGAGAAAGUAGGGGAUAUGAUAGUUGAAGUACCCAGAGGAACCGCAUAA
This is a messenger RNA of Babesia ovata, 816 nucleotides long. RefSeq lists its product as uncharacterized. The transcript has a single exon. The record is from RefSeq and is a predicted model, not a curated record. NCBI's taxonomy places the organism in Eukaryota, Apicomplexa, Aconoidasida, Piroplasmida, Babesiidae. Bases 1 to 816 code for a protein of 271 amino acids.